This is a messenger RNA of Penicillium malachiteum, 849 nucleotides long. Its product is annotated as RTA1 domain-containing protein. Bases 1 to 849 code for a protein of 282 amino acids. Gene Ontology annotation, cellular component: membrane. Lineage: Eukaryota; Fungi; Ascomycota; Eurotiomycetes; Eurotiales; Aspergillaceae. The transcript has 3 exons. The record is from RefSeq and is a predicted model, not a curated record.
AUGGCUUCCGAUUCCUCUGAUUCUUCCGAUUCUUCAUUCGCUCUUUAUAAUUAUAACCCUUCCACUGGAGCGGCAGUUGCAUUUGCUAUUUUCUUCGCUGUGGCUAUUGCUGGUCAUGUCUGGCAGAUAUGGCGCAACAAAAGCUGGUUUUUCAUUCCUUUUAUCAUCGGUGGACUAUUUGAAAUCUUCGGAUAUGCCGCGAGAUACGAUAGUGCAAAACAAUCCCCGAACUGGACGACUAUGCCCUAUGUUGCCCAGGAACUCUUCCUUCUAUUAGCUCCAUCCUUGUUUGCAGCAUCGAUCUAUAUGAUUCUUGGACGAAUCAUUCGACUUCUAAACGGCGGGUCGAAUUCGCUUGUGAGACCCUCGUGGCUUACCAAAAUCUUUGUCACGGGCGAUGUGGUUUCAUUUUUGAUGCAAUGUGGUGGUGGUGGUAUGCUUUCUAGUUCGAAGACAGCAUCCGGCCAGAAGCUUGGACAAGAUGUGAUCGUCGCGGGUCUUAUCGUGCAGAUCAUUUCGUUCGGCUUUUUCAUCGUCGUCUCUGCCGUUUUCCAUCGUCGUAUGCUUGCAACUCCUAUGCACCGCAUGAUUCAGACUACUAUUCCAUGGACCCGAUACAUGAAGGUGCUCUACUGCGGGAGUGCCUUGAUCAUGAUCCGGUCUAUCUAUCGAGUGGCUGAAUAUGUGCAAGGAAGCAACGGGUACCUGCAGAGCAAAGAAGCAUUUGUUUAUAUCUUCGACGCAAGUCUGAUGUUGAUAUGCUGUAUCUUGUUCCUUGUGUUCCAUCCCAGCAAGAUUUUGAAGAAGGGGGCUAUUAACCAGAAUGACAUGGAGAUGAAUGGCAAUUGA